UGCGCGGUCCUCAGGGGCGGGUGUAGGGAGCUGUGUGCUCGCUGCCAGGCGCUCCGUCCAGCAGGCCCUGGGGGGCCGCCCGCCAUCUGGGUGUGUGUACACAAAGCCUCGCCGGUGGGACGGACCAGGAGCUGGGAAGCGUGUGGGUUGUGAUUACACAGAGGUUUUAAUCCGAGCGGCCAGGCUGGUGAGGGUGAGGAGGAAGGCUGGAUGGAGCCUGUCUGCUGGGGAACCCCGUGGGGCUGCCCUCCCCAGGCUCAGCAUGCUGCUUCCCUGGCACGUGACUCUGGCCUGCCGUGGAUGGCUUCUGCCCUCUGCUCUGUCCCUGGCCGGCGACAAUCACGAGGAAAUACUGCAUCAUUAAUACUUAAUUGCCCCUCCUGGCUAGCGACAGAUGACUCGAGGAUUAACGAGGGCCAACAAAGAGGGAUAGGAAGUUGCCAGAUCUGGGUCUGGGCCCUGGGGCCUCUGACCUUCCUGUGGCUCUGGGAAGCCUCCGGAGGCGGGGCUACGGGGAGGUGCCCAAGGCCCCAGGAAGCCUCCUUGCUGCUGUUUUCCAUGGGCAUUUCCCCAGUAAGGCUCAUGGGGGCCCCUAGGCCCCUGCAGCCUCCUUUCCUGAGCUCCCCAGCAGGCCCGCGGAGCCUGGGCUCUGGGGUGGAGCCCGGGGGGUGGUCCCGGCGGGGGGACACAGGUCUGGGUGGUCAGCGGGGGGGCUGGAGCCUGGUUCUCCCGAGCUGUGCGCAUUGAUUCCCGGUUCCUGUCAGUGACACAGGAGCAGCUUGAAACUGGCCAUCACGGGAGCACUGAUACCCAGCAAAGUCCGGCAAAGGGCCCAGGCUGACUAGCGGUCUGACGGCCGGGAUGCUGCGGCCGCCUCCAGCCCGCCUGCCCCGGGCGCCCCUCGCGUGCUCUGCUGGGCGCUGGAGGGCUGGGUCUGGCCGACGCCCGGUGAUCUGUGUGGCCGGGGCUGUGCUCGCAGCUGCGGGAGGCAGACGGGAGCCCGGGGCGCAGGGGCGCGCUGGCUCUGCGAGAGCGGACCUGGACGGGAGGGCGCCCCCGGCCACCGGUGGACAGCAGGAGGGCGGCUCCAGCUUGGCUCCAAGUGCCGUGAGGCCUGGACGCCCCGGGUGCAGAAGGUGAUGGGGACGCCCUGCAGAUUAGAGGUCCCAGGAGGUGGUCACCAGAGGGCUUGGCCUUGGUCCUGAGGCCCUUCUGGGCCAAGCAUCGUGGCUCUCGUGGGGUCAGCCAACAUCCACACACAGGUGCGGGCUGUGUUCCCCCAUCACUGGGGCUCCAGGCGGUGGGCCCAGACAGUCCAGCUUCAGCUCCCCAGAAACGUGGUACCGGCCUGGGUCAGCCGGCCCCGGGGCCCUUGGUCUGGGAGGUGGUCCCGGCAGAGUCAGGCUUCCAGUGUGGGCCACGCACUGCCAACGCAGCUUCCCUGGGAGGGGCUGAGGCAGGGCAAGAAGGAUGGCAGGGGGUCGGCAGGAGGCCGGCGGCUCACUGGUGGGGGGACACAGGUCCCCAGGCCGGCACUGGACCCGGGAGGCCCCCCAGAGGGGAGCCGGCCCCUUCGCUGCGGUGGGAGGACGGAGAGACCUGGGGGCGGGGCUUCAGCGGUCAGGCGCCCCAGGGGGAGCAGCAAGGGACACCGCGUGGCCCGGGGCGGCCCACCUCUGCUGCCGGCCAGUGCUGUGAGCCACUGGCCAGCACGUGCCGUCUGGGCAACAGGGGCUCGGUAGGACUUGUUCCUGGCGGCUGGGAGACCCCGCAGGCUGCAGGGACCCCUCGGUUUGUCGGGGGCCCCGCCUCCUCUCUCCUGCUCUGUGUCAUGGGGUGCCCACCGCCGGCUGCAACCGCUGGAAGCUGGGGGCAGUCAGAAGGAAGCUGGGGGGUCCUCUGUCGCAGCGGCACAGCACCUCCUGGACCGGGUGAGGGGACCGGCCCUCUGAAUGCAGCCAGGGGCCACGAGCAGCCUUCUCCCAAGGUGGCCUGUCCAUCUGAUCCCUCGCGGCCUCAAGGAGAGAGGGCGGGGCAGCCCCCAGCCCACUGCGGGCACCUUCCGGCUUCCUGUCCCCGUGGCCCGCGGCCACCACUGGCCGUGCGCACCUGGAGCCCCGGCAGGGGAGCUCUGGGCGGGAGGAGGGUGGACUUGGCACGGGGGACCCUGCCGGGCGGCACAAGGGAAUAUGACCGGGAAGCAGAGGCGGCGGAGAGAGGCCUCGGAGUGGCGGGGGGAGCGGGGACGUUCCACCAGCUCAGGGGGUCCCUGGGAGGCGGCCUGCUUCUGCAGAGUGCUGUCCCGGAUUCUUGACACCAGGAUAUUUUGACUCGGGGCGGGGGGCUGUUUCACGCGUGUUCGUUUUCUGCUCAUAGAAUCACGGGGGUCCAGCCUCCCCGCUGUGUCAGUGGGGAAACCGAGGCCCGGACAGGUACAUCAGUUGCCGGUGCCUUCGAGUCCGGGCCGAGCACCCCCGCGGGCGGAGGAGCCGGCUGGGAGCGGGCGUGGGAGGAGGCAGCGGGCGGGGCUGAGGAGCGCCCCGCCCAGACGCGCAGCAGCGGGCGGGGGCUGCUGGGGGGCGGGCCCCCUCCGAGCGCUCCAGCACCAAGGCUGCACUCCCAGUGGGGCGCCCAGCGGUGGGAGCGCGCGGGGCCUCUGGGCAGCUCCCGGCUCUCAAGGAUGGAGCCAGCCGGCUGAGCAAGGAGGGUGGUCCCGGCAGACCCAGGGGCUUCCAGGGGAGGGGUGGCGGGGCUGCCACAGAAGCCUCGAGAAGCGAGCUGAGCCCGGGGCGGGGAGGGGGGGUACCACAGAAGCGACUCACCUCUGCGAGGUCUUGGUUUCUCUGGGAGAAGACUCGGGCUGACCUGACCCCCGCCUUCCAGGAGGGCCGGGGCACGGGGUCUCAGGACCUGAAGCAGAGCUGAGAGAUGCCGCCGGAGCGCCUGGAGGGGGCCUGCCUUCUGGAGACGCCCCGUGGGCGGUGAAGAGUGCUGGGGGAGCCCCCGACCGACGGCAGGGUCACCCCGGCUCCUGCGGAGAAGGGGCUCGGGGCCUGGGCGGCGCCGGCCGCGCCGCAGCUAUGGACCGAGCGCUGGCGCGGCCCGCGUCCUCGCUGAGCCCGCCCGCCGGCCUCCGCGCGCGCCAUGCCCGGCUUCGCGGUGUACAUCGCGGUGGAGCUGGCCAUCGCCGUGCUGGCCAUCCUGGGCAACGUGCUGGUGUGCUGGGCCGUGUGGCUCAACAGCAACCUGCAGAAUGUCACCAACUACUUCGUGGCGUCGCUGGCGGCGGCCGACAUCGCCGUGGGGGUGCUCGCCAUCCCCUUCGCCGUGACCCUGAGCACCGGCUUCUGCGCCGCCUGCCACAGCUGCCUCUUCUUCGCCUGCUUCGUCCUGGUGCUCACGCAGAGCUCCAUCUUCAGCCUGCUGGCCAUCGCCAUUGACCGAUACAUCGCCAUCAGAAUCCCGCUCCGGUACAACGGCUUGGUGACGGGCACGCGGGCCAAGGGCAUCAUCGCCAUCUGCUGGGUGCUGUCCUUCGCCAUCGGCCUGACCCCCAUGCUGGGCUGGAACAACUGCAGUCAGCAGGAGGGCCGGAACGGCUCCCAGGUCUGCAGGGAGGGCCAGGUGGCCUGUCUCUUCGAGGACGUGGUGCCCAUGGACUACAUGGUCUACUACAACUUCUUCGCUUGCGUGCUGGUGCCGCUGCUGCUCAUGCUGGGCGUCUAUCUGCGCAUCUUUCUGGCGGCGCGGCGGCAGCUGAAGCAGACGGAGAGCCAGCCGCCGCCGCCGGGCGAGCGGGCGCGGUCCACGCUGCAGAAGGAGGUGCACGCCGCCAAGUCGCUGGCCAUCAUCGUGGGGCUCUUCGCCCUGUGCUGGCUGCCGCUGCACGUCAUCAACUGCUUCACCUUCUUCUGCCCCUCGUGCGGCCACGCCCCGGCCUGGCUCAUGUACCUGGCCAUCGUCCUGUCGCACGGAAACUCGGUGGUCAACCCCUUCAUCUACGCCUACCGCAUCCGCGAGUUCCGCCACACCUUCCGCAGGAUCCUGCGCACUCACGUGCUGCGGCGGCGGCGGCGGCGCGAGCCCUGCAAGGCGGGCGGCCCCGGCGCCCGCGCCCUGGCGGCUCACGACGCGGAGCGCGUGGGUCUCCGCCUCAACGGCCACCCCCCCGGCGGCGUCUGGGCCAACGGCAGCGCCCCCCGGCCCGACGGCCCCGCCCUGGCGCUGCUCAGCGGGUCCCAGCGGGACGCGCGCCUCCCGGACGUGCAGCUCCAGGGCGGGCGCCCAGAGUCCUCUGGCCCCAGGGGCCCCCGGGGCGGAGCGGGAGUAUCCUGAGGACCUGCCGAGUCCGCCCCUUCGGGAGGGAAGGAACUUUCUCCUCCCGCUUGGGAGGACUAGUGGCUCUGGGAGCAGAGUGCAUGUGCGGAGACCCCCUUUCUCGCGGUCGGUUCCCACUUUGGACCGAGGAGUGAGCCCCCCGCCGGCUGGAGCAGCAUGAGGCCCAGCAGGAAGGGUCUGGAGCCCCCGGGGGCGGCCCCGCACCAGGCCAGCGCCGGCCUCCAGCCCCUGAAACACCUCCAAGUGCCGCCGAGUCUCCGUAGAGCAGGCCGGCUGGCCUGAGGCUGGGAAAUGGCCCCAAAGGGCACCCUGCCACACUCCUCCUCCCCGCCCCGCCAGGCUUUCCAAGGGUUCAGAGCUGCUGCGCUUGGUGGUGGCCUUGGACUGUUGUAUUUUUUUCCCCAGGAGAAAAGGAAAGCCUGAGGAAACCCUUUUUAUUUUACCUUCCCUCCCUGGCUGCUGGCUCUGUUUCAGUCCUGCUGCUAACCUGGCCCCAGGCGUCCGCCACUGCCCUGAGCGGCCGCGCGCGUCCACUUCGAGGCCGGGGGUGGUAGCCGAGGGGACCAGGGCACGGGUGCAGGGAGGCAGUCAGGGCUGGCCAGUAGGGGUGAGUCUAGGUGGCUCCGAGCCGCCCAGGCAGAGGCCCUCUCUGACUGCCUUGCCUUCUGAAGGGAAUAUUAUUUUGUUGUUUUUUUUCUGAGAUAAAAUAAAAAUGAGCCACAUUGUGUUUUAAGCUUG
Cervus elaphus (red deer) is the source of this 5076-nucleotide messenger RNA. RefSeq names its product adenosine A2a receptor (gene ADORA2A). Bases 3145 to 4335 code for a protein of 396 amino acids. NCBI's taxonomy places the organism in Eukaryota, Metazoa, Chordata, Mammalia, Artiodactyla, Cervidae. Gene Ontology annotation, biological process: G protein-coupled adenosine receptor signaling pathway; adenylate cyclase-activating G protein-coupled receptor signaling pathway. The record is from RefSeq and is a predicted model, not a curated record. The transcript is spliced from 3 exons. Gene Ontology annotation, cellular component: membrane. Gene Ontology annotation, molecular function: G protein-coupled adenosine receptor activity.